Molecule: messenger RNA, 1644 nt
Organism: Agrilus planipennis (emerald ash borer)
Lineage: Eukaryota; Metazoa; Arthropoda; Insecta; Coleoptera; Buprestidae
Product: facilitated trehalose transporter Tret1-like
Exons: 5
Coding region: 101-1489 (462 amino acids)
Biological process (GO): transmembrane transport
Cellular component (GO): membrane
Molecular function (GO): transmembrane transporter activity
Source: RefSeq, a predicted model, not a curated record
UUAUAGGAUUAAAUUUACUUAACAUAGACAAUUGUCCAGAAAUUUUAUUAAUUGAUGAAAUAUUUAUAUUCCAGCUGCAUUAUCUGUGUGUGUAACUGGCAUGUAUGUCUCUUGGUCUUCCCCCUCAGUUCCACGACUUACUGGAAGGAAAGAAGACUUGGGUUUUCAGUUUACCACGGAGCAAACUUCCUGGGUGGUUUCCGGUUAUACUUUGGGGCUCGUAGUGGGCAAUUUUUUCGUGAGUUUUCCCGCCAAUAUAUUGGGAAGACGCAUGACACUUCUAGCUGCAGCACCUCUGAUGUUCGUUUCUUGGAUUGGAACAACAUUUUCUGAAAAUUAUCUCGUCAUGCUUUUCUUUAGAAUUGUCGGAGGAAUUGGUUCCAGUUUCGCCUUCUUGGCUACUUCAUUAUAUAUAGCUGAAAUUGCUGAUAAAGACCUUCGAGGCAGAUUAGCGUCAAUGUUCACUGUGCUGAAGCUUAGUGGAAAUCUGUAUAUAUUGUCUGUGGGACCGUUUGUAUCGUAUCGAGUCCUUGGAUUGACCAGCUCUGUGAUACCAUUAAUUUUUUUCGUUGCGCUGUUCUUCAUGCCCGAAUCUGCGUACUUUUAUUUGAAAAAGGGGAAUAUAGAGAAAGCCAGGAACAGUUUAGAGACAUUUUCUCCAGCUAACAUGACCUCGCAAGAGAUUGAGGAGAAAUUGAAAUUGAUACAGAUCGGCGUCGAACGAGAUAUGAGAAAUAAAACCACACUUAAAGAACUAUUUACGAAUAAAAUGCAUCGGAAGCCAUUAUACAUCAUUCUGGGUCUCAAAAUACUACAACAAUUGUGUGGUAUUACAGCCAUAGAAUCUUACAUGGAAACAAUCAUUGAGAGAAGUGGCAGCAGUAUAUCGGGAGAAUUGUCUAGCAUAAUCUUUGGAAUUGUGCAGUUCGCUGGAGCAAUUUCUUCAAUCACUUUGGUAGAUCGGCUUGGCAGAAAACCAUUAUUACUAAUAUCAGCUGUUGGAUGCGGAUUAUCUCUUAUAGCUGAAGGAAUUUACUUCUACCUCAGCGACGUCCUGUACGCUGAUGUAAGCAACCUCUCAUGGCUGCCGACGACAGGACUCACCAUCUACUUAUUCCUCAGCGCAGCUGGAAUCUACAGCCUCCCGUACUUGUUUUUGGGCGAACUUUUCGCCACGAAUGUUAAAGAGAAUGCAGCGGCGUUUGCAUCUUUGUUCGGUUCGACUUUGAGCUUUACUGUUACGAGAUCGUUUUCGCCCUUGGAAGAAGCUUUGGGGAUAUACACAGUGUUUUGGAUUUUUGCAAGCGUAUGCUUAUUCGGAGCGAUAUUUGUUUUCAUGGUGGUGCCUGAGACUAAAAACAAGAGUUUGAAAGACAUACAAGACAAACUAAACAAGCAUCUGAAGGUGAAAGAGGCGAUUAUUGAGGAAGGCAACUUUGAGAAGAAACAAACGCAAGAAAAAGGAAUGAAACAAACAUUGGAAAAAUAAAAACAUAUAAAGUAACUAUCGACAAGAAGACUUCAAUAUUUAGUAGGACCUGAUAGUUGGAGUUGGUAGAGAUAGUGAAUUUUUGAAGAAAAAAAUCGGUUGUUUGUAAAGUCGGUUUACUGACGAUAGUUGAACGUGACAACGUCAUAAGAAAA